Molecule: messenger RNA, 1385 nt
Organism: Chionomys nivalis (European snow vole)
Lineage: Eukaryota; Metazoa; Chordata; Mammalia; Rodentia; Cricetidae
Gene: Ypel5
Product: yippee like 5
Exons: 4
Coding region: 332-697 (121 amino acids)
Source: RefSeq, a predicted model, not a curated record
CGCCCGCCCAGCUGUUCCGCCUGUGUUUGUUGUGCCAAGGAGGCCCCGCCGCCGCCGCGCUCUCCGCCUUGCGCCCGGCGAUUGGCUGGCGGGCAUCACGUGGGCGCGAUCAGCUGGGCCGGCUGCGGGCGGUCGGCCUGGCGGGGACCCCAAAGCUGGCUGGUGAGCCCACCUGGAUGCUCCUCCCUGCUGGCGGAGAUAGGCACACGCCUGCGCACCCCCUGAUUUCACGCUGCUGGGCAGAGCCCUGUUGGAAAGCUGAGGAUUUUUAUUUCAGGUGUCCUCUGACAGAUGGAAAAAUCUCGAAGUUUUAAGAACUUUAGCUCUCAAAAUGGGCAGAAUCUUCCUUGAUCAUAUCGGCGGUACCCGUCUGUUUUCUUGUGCAAACUGUGAUACGAUCCUUACCAACCGCUCAGAACUCAUCUCUACUCGGUUCACAGGCGCCACUGGUAGAGCAUUUCUUUUUAACAAGGUAGUUAACUUGCAGUACAGUGAAGUUCAAGAUCGGGUCAUGCUCACUGGCCGCCACAUGGUUCGAGAUGUGAGCUGCAAAAACUGCAAUAGCAAACUGGGAUGGAUCUAUGAGUUUGCUACUGAAGACAGCCAGCGUUAUAAGGAAGGCCGUGUGAUCCUGGAACGUGCACUAGUUCGAGAGAGUGAAGGCUUUGAGGAGCAUGUACCAUCUGAUAACUCUUGAAGAAAAAAGAUAAAUCCGUCUUUUCCCAGGUCUCCUUCACUGAAAACAGAAAUCUACUUACAUACACUGUCACCUUAGCAUCAGAGUCGGAUUCAUGAACUGCAAACAAGAGGGUGUGAGAACUGAGAUGGAACCUUUCUUUCUUUCUUUCUUUUCAAUUUUGUAUUUCCCAUCCAACAGCAGUUUGUAGAGAGAAUUUUUGCAGAUGCCGUUAAUUUUUUCCUUUUGUUUACAUCUUGAGGCAGAUGAGUCUGCAGUUAUGUGGUGGGCUGUGUGAGGGGAAACUUGGCCCCUACAGUGAAAAGGAGUGUUUUUGUACAUUUUGCGUGGAGAAUAUGUCAAGAGCAUGGUUUUUAAAUUUAUUUGGGCUUUGUUUUAAACUUUCUUUUAAACCCAGUUAUUUCACUUAAUUUGCUAGCUUCAAGAAGAGAUCCGAAUCUGUGCCCAGCGCUGGAGGCUCAGUGUUAGUGUGGCUUGUGCUGGCCAGUGUGCCAUAUUCUUGUUGGAGAGGAACUGUAGCACCAGAACCCAUUUUCCUUGUCAGUCCUGACCCACGAUGUCACCACCCCUAGUUACUUGUCACCAAACACGUGGUGUUGAUUGGAGAUUUCCUGAAAUGGGGCAGAACUGCUUGGCUGUCUUUCCCAUGUAACUUAAGCAUAGUAAUAUAAAUAAAGUGAUAGUUGGA